This is a messenger RNA of Exophiala bonariae, 1848 nucleotides long. RefSeq lists its product as uncharacterized. Bases 1 to 1848 code for a protein of 615 amino acids. The transcript has a single exon. The record is from RefSeq and is a predicted model, not a curated record. Gene Ontology annotation, molecular function: DNA binding; zinc ion binding; DNA-binding transcription factor activity, RNA polymerase II-specific. Lineage: Eukaryota; Fungi; Ascomycota; Eurotiomycetes; Chaetothyriales; Herpotrichiellaceae. Gene Ontology annotation, biological process: regulation of DNA-templated transcription; DNA-templated transcription.
AUGAGUACCACUCCCGUCAAGAAGGCAUGCGAUGCCUGCCAUCGGCGCAAAGUCAGAUGCUCGGGAAGUCUGCCAUGCAACAACUGUGGUCAAUCGGGCCUUCAAUGUACAUAUCUGUCCAUUCCGCAGAAGAAAGGUCCCAAAGGCUCCAGAGCCAAAGUCAUAUCCGAAAUCCGAGAUACCCAGCAACAAACAACACCACCACUACCGAGGUCAGCACAUUCGAAUGAACCAAGCUCAUUCGACUUCAGCAGCCCUCCAGUGUCACCAUCUUAUACACGAAAUGCGGCGCUUCUAUCCCAGCAGACCAUCGAACACUGCAUCGACUUCUAUUUCACCAACAUGUCAACCACUGCUUGGAUGUUGAACCAGGAACGCUUGAUCAAUCUCAUCACCACUCAGCUCGUCUCAGAUGCCGAAGUGUACUGCCUUACAGCCUCACUCUGUGCUUUUGUUAUGGUUCAACCUGGGAUGAACUUGGCCGUCGCCCCAGGAAGUCAUUACGAAGGCGACCCUCCACAAAACAGAUACGGCUACGCCAAUAUGCUCCUCGACGAUAUCCUUCGCGUCCGGAAGAGCGUCAACUACGUCGAAACGCCCACUCUGAGUUCGGUGCAAACAUCAUUUUUCCUCUUCAGCUGCUACUUUACUUUAGAGAAGCAGAAUACAUGUUGGUUCCAUCUCCGAGAGGCCGCAACACUGGCCCAACUUCUCUCAUUACACGAGGAGUCGUCCUAUCUGGCGGGAGAUGCGGUGGAAAACAUGUAUAAAAGACGCACCUAUUGGCUACUACUCGUGACUGAAAGAGCUUAUGCUAUGGAGCGUCACCGACCACUGAGUCUCCAUCCGACCAUCGAUUUGCCCGCCCCACUCGGCCCUGAAGAGGAAGAGAUGAUCACAGGAACGAUCUACCUGAUCAAUUUGUUUCGAUGCAUCGACGACGAAUUCAUGGCUUUAUGGAACAAGGUUAAGAGUGAAUGCUCAGCGGCCUGGCUGUCCCGACUUCAAAAACAACUCAGCGAAGCCUUGCCGUCUGAAUUGAAGACCACCGAAAGCCAGAUGGCCGAUGUUCGAAUCACACUGCAGUGGCUGAAAAUCAUGGUUUGGCAAUUAUCCAUCACCAAUGGCUGCCUGUCGUCAAACUCACAAGACACUUCGAUGACUUUCCAAUAUCCGACCGAGGUUGCGCGAGAGUUGUUACAAGAGAUUUCCUGUCUUUCCCUCCACUCAAUGGAGGUCCACGGUGUGGGCUUGAUUGAAAAGCUGUUCGAUGUCGCCUGCACACUGACAGAUGUUAUUGCGUGUGUGCCUUUGGAGUCGGCCAGCAGGCCGGGCUAUCAGACACCCACCGACUACCUCAAUCAAUUCUUGAAUCUGAUAUCGCAACUUCGUGGAGGAGCGUCGCGGUAUCUCCCGCUUCUUUUAGCCAAGGUUUCCGAAAACCUACCUAGUAUGGCUUCUCCAAUAAACCCCGUUCCUAUCACAAUCAAGCAGGGUUACGCCGGCGCAAGUGAUAAUAUCCCCACUCCAACACCGCCGGAGGGUGCUCAGGUCCGAUAUCUCGAGGGCAAAGCGUAUUUGGGUAUGCCUUCAAGUGGACCUCAUACAGAAUGGCAGGCACAAGCCCCGCGCCCGCGCAUACAAUCAGGCGUCCAUGACCGGGGGUUGAUGUUCAAUGACUACAGUCCAAGUUUACAGUCGAGCGAUGUUGAUAUGACACCACGGUCCUUGGGAACCCCUCCAGACCAUUUUACUGGUAACUAUGUUGCUCAACCGAUCCUAGCCCCUAUACCUAGGAGUGUGCCAACAGCCGUUGGCGGGCUCAAUUUCGAGGGUUAUCCUGGUUGA